Molecule: messenger RNA, 1059 nt
Organism: Caenorhabditis remanei
Lineage: Eukaryota; Metazoa; Nematoda; Chromadorea; Rhabditida; Rhabditidae
Exons: 8
Coding region: 1-1059 (352 amino acids)
Biological process (GO): generation of catalytic spliceosome for second transesterification step; RNA splicing
Cellular component (GO): U5 snRNP; U4/U6 x U5 tri-snRNP complex; U2-type post-spliceosomal complex
Source: RefSeq, a predicted model, not a curated record
AUGGAUUUCAAAGCAAAACUACUAGCCGAAAUGGCUAAAAAACGAAAAGCUGUUUCUGGUUUGGAAGUGAAGGAAGGAGGCGCAAAGUUUGUGAGAGGAGCUGAUUUGGAGUCGAAAAGAACUCAAGAAUAUGAAGCAAAGCAAGAAGAAUUGGCUAUCAAAAAACGGAAAGCGGACGACGAAAUACUCCAAGAAUCAACUAGUCGGGCAAAAGUUGUUCCAGAAGUUCCUGAAGCCGAAUUCGAUGAAAAAACACCUAUGCCGGAAAUCCAUGCUCGUCUCAGACAAAGAGGACAGCCAAUUCUUCUCUUUGGAGAAUCUGAACUGAGUGUUCGGAAACGUCUUCAUCAACUCGAAAUCGAGCAACCAGAGCUGAAUGAAGGAUGGGAGAAUGAAAUGCAAACGGCGAUGAAAUUCAUCGGAAAAGAGAUGGAUAAGGCAGUCGUAGAAGGUACAGCAGACAGUGCGACUCGACACGACAUAGCUCUCCCGCAAGGAUACGAAGAAGAUAAUUGGAAAAGCAUUGAACAUGCUUCAACGCUGCUCGGUGUUGGUGAUGAGAUGAAACGAGAUUGUGAUAUAAUCCUCUCAAUAUGUCGCUACAUUCUCGCUAGAUGGGCAAGAGAUCUCAACGACAGACCAUUGGAUGUUAAGAAAACUGCACAAGGAAUGCACGAAGCUGCUCAUCACAAACAAACGACGAUGCAUCUGAAAAGUUUGAUGACAUCUAUGGAAAAAUAUAAUGUGAACAACGAUAUCCGACAUCACUUGGCGAAAAUUUGUAGAUUAUUAGUCAUCGAGAGGAAUUAUUUGGAAGCAAACAACGCCUACAUGGAAAUGGCAAUUGGAAACGCACCAUGGCCAGUUGGAGUCACUCGUUCUGGUAUCCAUCAACGUCCCGGUUCGGCGAAGUCAUACGUCAGUAAUAUUGCUCAUGUGCUCAACGAUGAAACUCAGAGAAAAUAUAUUCAAGCUUUCAAACGACUGAUGACAAAGCUACAAGAAUAUUUCCCAACAGAUCCAUCGAAAAGUGUCGAAUUCGUCAAGAAGUCUGUCUAA